AUGCCCGCCUUCCGGCAAGUGGGGGAGAAGCAGCUGCCCCAGGAGGUCGUCUUCAUGGCCUGGUCCCCCAAAAGGGACCUUAUCGCCCUGGCCAACAGAGCGGGUGAGGUUUUACUUCAUCGGCUUGCAAACUUUCAACGAGUGUGGAGUUUGCCUCCAAAUGAAAAUACAGGAAAAGAAGUGACUGCUCUUGCUUGGAGACCAGAUGGCAAAAUUUUGGCUUUUGGCCUUACUGAUACCAAGCGGAUUAUUCUGUGUGAUGUAGAAAAACCUGAAAGCUUGCACUCCUUCUCUGUGGACUCAUCUAUUACUUACAUGCAUUGGAUGGAAGUAACUGAGGAAAGCAGUGUCCUCACUUCCUUUUACAAUGCUGAGGAUGAAUCAAAUCUCCUUUUGCCUAAAUUACCAGCACUACCAAAAAAUUACAGUACUACUGCAAAAAUUUUCAGUGAAGAAAAGUCAGAUGAGAUUAUGAAGCUUCUGGGUGAUGUAAGGCUUAAUGCUCUUGUCCUUGGUGGCAGCUCAGGAUUUAUUGAGAUUUAUGCUUAUGGAAUGUUCAAGAUUGCUACAGUAACUGGGGUGGCAGGUUCUUGUCGUGGACUAUGCUUGUCUAGUGAUUUGAAAUCGCUGUCGGUUAUUACAGAGAUACGAGGCUCUUCAGACAGCGAAGCAGAGAUAACGUAUUUUCAGCUGGACACUAGUCUGUUAUCAAGUUACUUACCUGAGGUAACUCGAAUGGCCCGGAAGUUUACUCACAUUUCAACUCUGUUACAGUAUAUAAAGUUGUCACUGACGUGCAUGUGUGAAGCGUGGGAAGAAAUAUUGAUGCAGAUGGACUCACGGCUAACAAAGUUCGUACAGGAAAAGAACACAACCACUUCUGUUCAGGAUGAGUUUAUGCAGCUGCUGUUAUGGGGCAAAGCAAGUCUGGAACUUCAGGCAUUACUAAUGAACCAACUGACGGUAAAGGGUUUAAAAAAACUUGGUCAGUCCAUAGAGUCUUCCUAUUCCAGUAUACAAAAGUUGGUCAUAAGUCAUUUGCAGAGUGGCUCUGAGGCACUGUUAUACCACUUGAGUGAACUGAAAGGAAUGGCUUUAUGGAAACAAAAAUACGAGUCUCUGGGAUUAGAUGCAUCUGGAAUUGAAGAGGCUAUUACUGCUGUUGGUUCUUUCAUCCUGAAAGCAAAUGAGCUGCUUCAAGUUAUCGACAGUAGUAUGAAAAACUUCAAAGCAUUUUUUCGAUGGCUGUAUGUUGCCAUGUUGAGGAUGUCAGAAGAUCAUGUGCUUCCCGAGCUGAACAAGGUAAUGACUCAAAAAGAUAUCACAUUUGUUGCUGAUUUUCUUACUGAACACUUCAAUGAGGCACCAGAACUUUAUAAUCGUAAAGGAAAAUAUUUCAAUGUGGAGAGAGUUGGCCAGUACUUGAAAGAUGAAGAUGAUGACCUUGUAUCACCACCUAAUACAGAGGGAAACCAGUGGUUUAACUUUCUUAAAAAUAGUACUCAUCUUAAAGAAAGUCCGCUUUUGUUUCCCUACUAUCCUGCGAAAUCAUUGCAUUUUGUCAAAAGGCAAAUGGAAGGGGUCAUUGAUCGGUGUUUACAAAAGCCAGCGGAUGUAAUUGGAAAGUCAGUGCGUCAAGCAGUCUGCAUGUGUCUCUACAAAACUUCUCAAAGCGAAGAUUCCACACCUCAAUUAUUUAAACUACCAUUUCUGUGGAAUGACAAAACGUCCAAUAUACAUUAUGUUCUCUUCACCAUAUUAGAAAAUUCUAUUUCUAAAAUAUACAUUUUGAGGAGACAUACUGAUACUUCCAGGUCUGUCAGUAAUGGAAUUCUUGGAGUAGAUUUUGGAAGCUUCUUGAGCAACAGUAUAAAUGACAGCUCAGACUCCAGAUGCUACAGUUGUUUAGAUGCACACUUCUAUGAUGAUGAAACUGUAACUGUAGUUCUGAAGGAGAGUGUGGAAAAAGAGGAGAAAGAGAGAGUCUUGGCUCAGCUGCCUUUAUCUUCAGUAUACACAGAUGAGGACCAAGAUAGGGAAUUCAUCUGGGAUUCUACAAAAAGGCUGGAUGAGCAAAAUGGUGAGAUAUCCACAUGUACUGUCUUCUUGGAGAAUCAGUGGAGAGUGUUGGAGAAUAUGAAAGCUCAGUAUGUUUCUGUAAAUGGCAUUAGAAAAGUUUCCUGUGUGCUAAGUUCAAAUCUCCGUCAUGUGAGGGUGUUUGAGAUGGAUGUAGAGGAUGAUGGGGAAGUUGAGGAAGAAGAGGAAGAAGAAACAACUCAGAUUGCAGCUGGGGAACCUGAUGAGCUAAAUCAGUCUGCAGAUAACCAGGACAAUGUGUGUAGUGCAUCUGCUGAAGAGCUACCUGAUGAAACUGAAGAACAUGAUUCAAGUCUGGAUCCUUGACAUAGGCUUUUAUACUGGUAAAGGGAGAAGACUGUAAUCUCACUUCAGGCUGCUGAGACGAUGUAUCCUGUACCUCCUCAAGCGGCUUUAGUAAGAUGUUGUGUGUCAGAAUUCUGUAUUGCUUCUCAGCUAAGACUCUCUGUGUUCUAGAGUACGUUUAUUUGAUCCAUUUUUUGUCUGGCACAUGGUUUGGUAUGAACUAAAUUUCCUUGAGAGCUUUUCCAUUUUUUAAUAGGUGAGGAAAAAAAGAAAUACCAGCUGACGUUUUUGGAGUUAACCUGUUCAGUUCUGAAUACUGUUAUUAAGAUAAAAUGAACUUGUUUGUGAAAACAACAAAACUCAGGACCGAAUUCUUUUCUUCUCAGACUUUGUGUUCUAGUAAUGGCUACAGAAGCUUCCUGUACAGCUGAAAUUUAAGAGCGUGUAUGGCCAACAACAAGCUUGCAGAUCACCAUAAGACUAGUUAGACAACAAAAUUUAGCAAUUGUUGCUUAAAUACAUACUUCUAAAAACUCUUUUGAUAACAUCUAUACUUAGUAACACAGUAUUUCAAUCUGUGCAGUUCUUCAGUCCUCAGCGCAACAUUUGUGUGCGUAUAUGUGUGUAUGUUUUUUGUCAAAUGUUUGUAUGUCUUAGACUGCCUAGUUUCUGUGAGAUUGUUCCUGCAAGUCUGUCUUCUCCAUUUGUUAUUUUUGUAAUGAAAAGUUAAAACAG
Gavia stellata (red-throated loon) is the source of this 3117-nucleotide messenger RNA. It is a transcript of the gene ANAPC4, whose product is annotated as anaphase promoting complex subunit 4. The record is from RefSeq and is a predicted model, not a curated record. The coding region runs from base 1 to 2403 and encodes 800 amino acids. Gene Ontology annotation, cellular component: anaphase-promoting complex; nuclear periphery. Gene Ontology annotation, molecular function: protein binding. The transcript has 28 exons. NCBI's taxonomy places the organism in Eukaryota, Metazoa, Chordata, Aves, Gaviiformes, Gaviidae. Gene Ontology annotation, biological process: positive regulation of mitotic metaphase/anaphase transition; anaphase-promoting complex-dependent catabolic process; protein K11-linked ubiquitination.